This is a messenger RNA of Populus euphratica (Euphrates poplar), 901 nucleotides long. RefSeq names its product ferredoxin, root R-B1-like. The coding region runs from base 226 to 693 and encodes 155 amino acids. Gene Ontology annotation, molecular function: 2 iron, 2 sulfur cluster binding; electron transfer activity. The record is from RefSeq and is a predicted model, not a curated record. Gene Ontology annotation, cellular component: plastid. Gene Ontology annotation, biological process: electron transport chain. Lineage: Eukaryota; Viridiplantae; Streptophyta; Magnoliopsida; Malpighiales; Salicaceae. The transcript has 2 exons.
GUACUUGUAAAAUGCAAUCUAUCUAAUUAUAAUGUCUCCCAAGAGUCACUCUCUCACCCUCACACAAAUCCCAACUUACUAUAAAACACCUCACGUGUUUUUACACACGCCAUCCUGAGUCUGACUUUGGUAGGGCACCCUCCUCUUUUCUGAUCCCCUUGAACUUUCCGCCCUUAAACUUCUUUCUAGGUCUCAUCGGUCAAGUUUUCCUUUGCAGGUGGAAACAUGUCAACCGCGAGACUUCCCACAACAUGCAUGAUCAGAAGCGCACCCCCAAGUAAAGUUGCAAGCCCAAGCAGAACAUGUGCCUUGAUCAAGAGCCCGGGUGCUUUGGGUUCUGCAAUGAGCGUAUCUAAAGCAUUUGGCCUGAAGUCGUCGUCCUUCAAAGUAUCUGCAAUGGCAGUUUACAAAGUGAAACUAAUCAUGCCAGAUGGAUGCGAGCACGAAUUUGACGCCCCUGAUGAUACUUACAUCCUUGAUUCAGCUGAAAAUGCAGGAGUGGAGCUCCCAUACUCGUGCAGGGCCGGAGCCUGUUCUACUUGUGCUGGUAUGAUGGUUUCAGGAUCCGUGGACCAAUCAGAUGGUUCAUUCCUCGAUGAAAAGCAGAUGGAGAAGGGAUACGUCCUUACAUGCAUCUCAUAUCCAACUUCGGACUCUGUGAUCCACACACACAAGGAGGAAGACCUGUAUUGAGCAUGCCUCGUUGCGCUUAUCAAAUAAUGCAAGAACCUGCAUUCAUGGUAGAUUGAGUAGGUUACUUCAUUAUCUGCCAUUUUUACUGUUUGUGUUUGUGCUUUGUACUGUUAUUUUUUGGACAUGUUCUCUAGCCCCCAUGUUUCGAAAGCUUCAUUUCAGUCAACUUGUGCCCAAUGCGAAUUGAUUUUGGGUUUCAUGCGUGUAA